This is a messenger RNA of Heteronotia binoei (common prickly gecko), 1668 nucleotides long. RefSeq names its product cathepsin Z-like. The coding region runs from base 100 to 1002 and encodes 300 amino acids. Gene Ontology annotation, cellular component: lysosome. The transcript is spliced from 7 exons. The record is from RefSeq and is a predicted model, not a curated record. Gene Ontology annotation, molecular function: cysteine-type endopeptidase activity. NCBI's taxonomy places the organism in Eukaryota, Metazoa, Chordata, Lepidosauria, Squamata, Gekkonidae.
GCUGGGCCGCAGCGACGUAGCAGAAAGGAAGACGCCGCCCUCCCUCCCUCCCUGGGCGCGCCCGUGGUCCCCAAGCAAGGCAGCAGCUGCAGCGCGGUUAUGGCCGGGCGUCGCCUUGUCCUCGGCUCGGCUGUCCUGCUGCUGGUGGUGCCGCUGCUGGGCUGCCUGGGCGGCCUCCACUUCAAGGAAGGCCAGAGCUGCUACAAGCCGCUGCGGCGCAGCAGGAGCCCCGGAGUCAGAACUUACCCUCGUCCUCAUGAAUACCUGGACACCUCUAAGCUCCCCAAGAGCUGGGAUUGGCGCAACGUAGAUGGAGUCAAUUACGUGAGCGCCACACGCAACCAGCACAUUCCCCAGUACUGUGGAUCCUGUUGGGCUCACGGCAGCACCAGCGCCCUUGCAGAUCGCAUCAACAUCAAGAAGAAAGGCGCGUGGCCUUCCGCUUACCUUUCAGUUCAGAACGUGAUUGACUGCGCCAAUGCUGGGUCUUGUGAAGGAGGGGAUGACAUUGGGGUAUGGCAGUAUGCCCAUGAACAUGGCAUCCCUGAUGAGACCUGCAACAACUACCAGGCAAAAGACCAAGAUUGUCAGAUAUUCAAUCAAUGUGGGACAUGUGUUACUUUUGGAGAAUGUCAUGUGAUCAAGAACUAUACUCGCUGGAGAGUGGGUGAUUAUGGGUAUCUCGAUGGGAGAGUUGAAAUGAUGGCAGAAAUCUAUGCCAAUGGACCUAUUAGUUGUGGGAUCAUGGCUACUCCGAAGCUGGAUGCAUACACUGGAGGACUCUAUAUGGAAUACAGCCCAUCUUUGGUAAUAAACCACAUCGUCUCCGUUGCUGGUUGGGGUGUUGAAAAUGGAACUGAGUACUGGAUUGUCCGUAACUCUUGGGGAGAACCCUGGGGCGAAAGGGGCUGGCUUAGAAUUGUGACGAGCACAUGGAAAGGAAGCAAAUACAACCUUGGCAUAGAAGAGCUUUGUUCUUACGCAGAUGCAAUAGUUCCUUGAAUCUGCUCCAGGUGCUACUUGUAACAAACUGGGGGUCUGCAACAGGUCACGGGUGCAUAUGAACUACAGCCCGUCUCCCCUCACAGGAUUCUAUGAGUUUUUGUCUCCCCCACUUUUAAUUACCUGCUCUCAAUAUUUUGAGGGCGGUAAGCACACUGUCCUUAUCAGGCCUUUUCCUUUUUGGGAGAAGGGGGCAUGGUUUUCUCUCCCCUGGCUACCAAAAGAUUUCCCCAUGUGUGUUCAGAAACGAUUCUUUAUGGGCAGGGGAGUCUUUGUGAGAAGUACUUGAAUGUCAAGACUGCUGUUAUUUGUAACCUUGCAUCUGUGUUGUAAAGAGUGUUCCAGGAAGUUGUUUCCUUUUUUUUCAAAGGAAAAAAAUAGUAAUUUGGAAGUAUCCAUUAAACAGGGACUUGUGAAAUGUUGGCAUUGACUGAGCCCCCAGUUUUACCUGGGCUUUUAAAAAAAAAUUUUAAAGCUGCAUAUAGAUAUAUAUUAAAAAGGUGUGAAUUAAAUGUACUGAUUGCACUAGGGGAGAAAGAGAGUAAAGUACUGUUGGAAUUGUGUGAUAAAAUAGCUCUGUGUCACUGGUGAUACAGAAGUGAUUUUUGUUUUUCAAAAAAAGCCUCUUUUCUAGUUUUAAUUUGCAUUAAAAAUGAUGAAAUAUCA